Ctenocephalides felis (cat flea) is the source of this 515-nucleotide messenger RNA. RefSeq names its product UBA-like domain-containing protein 2. The record is from RefSeq and is a predicted model, not a curated record. The transcript has 3 exons. Lineage: Eukaryota; Metazoa; Arthropoda; Insecta; Siphonaptera; Pulicidae. Bases 1 to 315 code for a protein of 104 amino acids.
AUGGCUCUACAGCAACUAGUGAUAUAUUGUGAUUCUUUUCAGAUAGCGUUAUCAAUAUUUUUUCAAGAAGCAACAGUUCCCACACAUGCACCACCUACUCCAUUCGGACAGCAAGUCAUGACUCCAUGUAAUACACCAGCGACACCACCAAACUUUCCAGAUACUCUAAUGGCUUUUUCUCGAAUGUCUGCAAACACACCGGUUUCUGAUUCAAUACCCAUGUGCAGUACACACGGUCAUUGUGGGCCACAAGCUAGACAAGAAACACCCCCAGCAACACAAUGUUCUCCUACAAACACACCAGCUUCUAGAUAAAUUUAUUUGAUUCAGAAAGUUAUGUGGAUCAGAGUUUUUGUUUGUAUAUUUAGUUCAAGCUGCAGAGGUGUCAAACGGAUCAAAAAUUCAUCUCAUUGGUAUCAGGACAAGUGCUGCUUUACACUAGUUCUUCAGAGUGGUUUCUUCCAAUUAAUAGAAAUACAUAAUUCAUUAUGGUAAUUUAUAAUAUAGCAUGUAAC